Molecule: messenger RNA, 1134 nt
Organism: Trichoderma citrinoviride
Lineage: Eukaryota; Fungi; Ascomycota; Sordariomycetes; Hypocreales; Hypocreaceae
Product: Nop domain-containing protein
Exons: 2
Biological process (GO): spliceosomal tri-snRNP complex assembly; mRNA splicing, via spliceosome
Cellular component (GO): precatalytic spliceosome; U4/U6 x U5 tri-snRNP complex; U4 snRNP
Source: RefSeq, a predicted model, not a curated record
AUGGAGGACGCGGAGGCGACCAAGGCAAAGGUCGAGAAGAUGCAGCUGGGCGCCGUCAAGGACGUCCGCAGCGUGGCCAGCUUGAUGCAGACGCUGGAGCCCGUUCUCGAGAAAAUCAACCACUACCGAUCGCAGCCCACGGCGCAGCAGACGGGCGUCGGCAACAUCGAGGACCACCCCGAGUACCACCUGUUGACGCAGUCCAACAGCCUUUCGACCAUGAUCGACGGCGAGGUCGCGCUGGUGCACAAGUUCAUCCGCGACCACUACUCAACACGGUUCCCCGAACUGGAGCGCCUCGUCACGACGCCGCUGGAAUACGCAAAGGUGGUGGCCAUUAUCGGCAACGGCCCGAUGGACGCAGAGAACAUCAAGGCGCUCCAGACCUCCACAGACAACCCCCUGGGUGUCGGAUUGAAAGCCGUCCUCGACGGGCCGUCACUCAUGAUUGUGACGGUAGAAGCCACAACCUCCAAGGGCCGUGAGAUGGCGCCCGAAGAGCUGCAGCGAGUGCGCCAGGCCUGCGAAAUGAUGAUUGCCCUGCACCGGGCGAAGCAGACCCUCACCGAAUACGUGCAGUCGCGCAUGAACAUCUUUGCUCCUAACCUGACAGUCCUCAUCGGAUCCCUCACGGCCGCGCAACUCUUGAACGCCGCCGGUGGCUUGACGGGCCUCUCCAAGACACCAGCGUGCAAUAUCCCCUCCUGGGGCUCCAAGAAACGGCAGGCCGGCCUGGCCACCAACAUUGGCAUCCGCCAGCAAGGCUACCUCUACAAUUCCGACAUCAUCCGCGGCAUCCCCAGCGACCUGAAGAAGCAGGCGAUGAGAAUCGUGGCCGCCAAACUCGUCCUCGCCGCGCGAGUAGACCGCAUCCACUCGAGCCCCGACGGCUCAACAGGAGAGCAGCUCAAGUCCGCCUGCCUGGAGAGGCUGGAGAAGCUGACGGAACCCCCGCCGAACAAGGGCCAGCGAGCGCUGCCGGUGCCGGACGACAAGCCCGCCCGAAAGCGCGGCGGCCGCCGCGCCAGGAAGGCCAAGGAGGCGCUCGCCAUGACGGAGCUGCGCAAGGCGCAGAACCGCAUGGCGUUUGGCAAGGAGGAAAAGGAGGUGGGCUACGGCACGGGUGAGGGCACC